Messenger RNA from Fusarium sp. VM40, 909 nucleotides. The record is from the annotation of a GenBank genome assembly. NCBI's taxonomy places the organism in Eukaryota, Fungi, Ascomycota, Sordariomycetes, Hypocreales, Nectriaceae.
AUGUCAUUUGGUCUCACAAGCUCGUGCCCGAGGGUGGCUGCUCGUCAGCUCUUCGCGGCCUCCAGAGCCUUCUCAACUUCAGCUGCUACUCUCGAUCAAGUCCCUCCCGAGUCCCCCUCCUACAUCCGGUUACCUACACCACCACAGUCCGACGAGAAGAAGCUUCCCCGCGUAAGGGGUCAUCUUCCUGUGCCUCGCGAGAUCUUUCCCCGCCUCGAGGGCGACCGCAAGGUCCGAGCCGAUUAUAUCAGGCAGACUGUUCCCCGGCCAGCCAACAAACAAAAGCCCAAGAACGAUACGCAGGAAUGGAAGCAAAAGAUGGCCAGUUCCCGACGCCAAAAUCUCGAAACCGGUCUGAAGGAACUCUGGGUGCGACGAAAUCGCCGAGAUGCCGUUCAGAAUGAACGUGUGAGCCGCAAGUUUCAGGACCACCAUCAGGCUGUUAAGGCUCCUGAGCGAGAGGACGACCGCAUUACCCGCAGCACUGUUCUAAAAUCAGUGUUGGAUACGCAGACCUACCCGGACCCUCAGCGCUUUGUUCGUGCGGACCGAAGUCGGAGCAAGAUCCAGGCCAUUGAGGGAGCUAAGCGUGAGGCUCGUCGUGAUGCGCUAAUGGAGCUCUACAUCAACGCUUCCAACUUCAUUGUUACGGAGAGCGAGCUCAAGACUGAGAUUGAUACCAUUUUUGCUGAGGACUUCUUCCACAAGCAAGGAUUCGACAUUGGCCGAUACGGCGCUGCCCAGAACACCUGGGACGUUUGGGGCAAGCCAACAUCCAUUGGCAAUAUGUUGGAGAGCACUACAGGAGUAUCAACGAAGAUUAUGGACUUUUACGAAACAGAGUACGACCGCUCUGUUAAACGACAGAAGAGAAUCGCCGAGGAGUUUACUGGUGGAAAGAUGGAGUAG